GGACUCACACCAGCAGGAAUCUUUCCCUUUUGAUAGUGGAAUUAACAGGGAACCGUGCUGUUCUAUGGACAAACUAGCAAGCAUCCCAUGCGUUGGCUGUGAACUCUGCAUAUAAGUGUUUUUUUUUGUAAAUCCAAUUCAAUGAAGGCCAUUGACAUGGAUGUGAUCAUGAAUGACACAGAGCCUAUAAUCCAGUUCUAUUGCAACUAUACACGGGGCUCUGAGCCUCCGGUCUUUGUUGGUGCGAUGAAGAGCGAGCCCUACCACAUUGCCAUCCCUAUGACCAUCUUCUAUUGUCUGCUCUUCAUCUUUGGCGUCCUCCUCAAUGGUGUAAGCCUCCUGACGUUGCUCAUGGACACACGGAUGAAGGCCAGUGCCAUCCAGCUCUACUUGCUCAACCUUGUGAUCUCCGACAUCAUGCAGCUGCUCACCAUCCCCAUCACGCUCUACCGCUACUACUGGGAGAUCUACCCGUGGCGGCUGGGAGGGGCGCUGUGCAAAGCCUACUUCAUGGCCCGGCAGAUUUACUGCGCCACCACAAGCUGGAUCAUCCUGGGUUUCACCAUGGAGCGCUACAUAGCGAUCUGCCACACCAUGUGGUCUGUGUCCAGCCUGCAGAAGUCGCACUUGCCGUACCUGCUGGCCUUGGUGUGGCUGUUCUCCCUGGCGUCUGCGGUGCCCUUUGCGCUGGUCUACAGCCACGACCGUGCCUGCAUCAUGGAUUACACCGCCCACUCCCUAGACAAGCUUUUCAAAGCAUCCACGAUGUGUGAGAUGACAGAGGCCAAGCCCUAUCUGCUGUACAAGACAGCCAUUCUGCUGAGAGCCAUCCUCUGUUUCCUAGUGCCUCUGAUCUGCAUUUUGGUCCUCUACAUCCUCAUUAUCAGCCACCUCAGACAGAACUGCCACCAAAGACAGGCCAUGGGCCUGACCAGGACAAUGGCCAUGGAGAAUAACGUACCCUGCCAUCAAAAUGGGAAGCUACUGUGUCAAGAGAAAAGAGCUCUACGGCUUAUGGGUGCAGUGGUGGUGGCGUUUUUUCUUUGCAAUUUCCCAGACAUUGCCUCGUCACUCAUGCAGGCUUACCAUAGCGUCUGGUCCACACAUUUACUCAACAUUUAUACCGUGGUCAAGACCUACUUCUCUGUGCCACUGUGGUAUGUAAACAGCGCCCUGGACCCUGUGCUCUUCUGCAUCUCCUCCAAAACCUUUCGAAGGGCCUGCUGGAUGACCCUGAGGUCACUGAAGCCCAGGUGUCCAAGGAUGUUGCAGAGUAACCGGCAUGCACUGGUGACCAGCCAUUUGAGUCAGACAUCUAGGAGUGCGUCGUGCCGAGAGGCAAGUGAGCUUAGGAUAAGGCAACUAGAAGCAGAAAACACUCAGUUCAUAGCUCUGCACAGUUGCAGAAUGUAGGAACCAAUGUCUUUGCGAGGACUUCAUUUUCUUUCUAACUUAUUUCUAAAAAGGUGAUUAUGUUAAACUCAGUUCAACAGUGUUAAAUAAACAACACAGGAAGGUGCAAUCUGCUCUUUUAAAGGAGAAUUUCAGCGAUGUUUCACAUAGAUCUCUGUUUCAGAGUCACAGAGUACUGUCAGUACGAAAAUAAAUUGGUUUUAGCUUGAGUUGCUGCAGCCAACAGCUAUACCAGGCAGCUAGUGCUACGCUCUGGGGGCAUGUUCAUGACCUCAAGAAACAGAGAUGUGAAAAAUCGCUGGAAUUAAAGCAACUGUGUUGUAGUGAUGUGGAUUGUAUUCUGUACAUUGUUGUUGCUCUGUGAUGUUAAGUGGAUAAACACUUUUCAGUCUUUAUUUGUUAGGUAGGCCUAUGGUUUGUUAUUAUUACCCUCUAUAUUGGACCUUUGAAGGACCUUUUAUUCUAUGUCUGCUGGUUAUACAUUGGAUGUUGGGCUCAGUGUGUAGAGAAGCAUUCAUUUUCAUUGUCUAUUUUGACUUCCCUUCUGUAUAUUGCCAAGGACAUUGUGGUGCCUGCCAUACGAUCCUGAGUAAUUGAAUGUAGCCUUUUAAUGAGUUGAUGGCACCAA
Messenger RNA from Alosa alosa (allis shad), 2041 nucleotides. Its product is annotated as neurotensin receptor type 1-like. Gene Ontology annotation, cellular component: plasma membrane. Gene Ontology annotation, molecular function: G protein-coupled receptor activity. Lineage: Eukaryota; Metazoa; Chordata; Actinopteri; Clupeiformes; Clupeidae. Gene Ontology annotation, biological process: G protein-coupled receptor signaling pathway. Bases 142 to 1413 code for a protein of 423 amino acids. The transcript has 3 exons. The record is from RefSeq and is a predicted model, not a curated record.